AUGAUUCAAGCUAUCCAGGGAUCACCUCCUCAAGAAGUUCGAGAUAAAUUUGGACUGACCCUAAAGCAGGGACUUCUGUUCAAACAAGGUCGAGUUUUCAUCCCCGAAGGACAUGUGAAGGCGAUUUUGAAGUAUUUCCAUGAGUCCGGCUUAGGAUCUCAUUGCGGGGUUUUGAGAACUUAUAAGCGCUGCCGGCAAUUAUUUUGGUGGACUGACCAGAUGAAAUCAGUUCGAGAUUAUCUAAGUUCAUGUCUGACCUGUCAGAGGCGUCGAAGUGGCAAAGAAAGAUUCCAAGGCUUCUCUAGACAUUUUCCUCUUGGACAAGUAUUCGAAUCGGUUCACAUCGAUUUCUGGGAACCAACAGUUGGAGACACCAAGAUCAUGACUAUGAUUGAUAGAACCUCACGAUGGGCUGAGGCAGCGAUAGUUAAAGAUAAGACAGCGAAGACCGUGGUGUCUACUUUCAUCAAAGUAUGGGUUUCACGAUAUGGUGUUCCACGUCAGAUUAUAUCUGACAAUGACAAGGCCUUCCAAGGACUAAUGAUGGGAGAAUUAGCGAGGUUACUUGGAAGUGACCUUGUGGCAAUUACGCCACAUCACCCUGAAGGAAACAGUCCGGUUGAAUCAUUCCAUAGACAUCUCAGGAAACAUCAUCAUCGUGUAUUACAGAAUGAACUUUUAGAUGCAGAAGAAGGCUUGGCGCUUACUCUAUAUCUGUACCGAACGAGUUACCACACAUCACUGGAAGACACCCCCGGGCAUUGGCUUUUCGGUGUGCCAGUUACUACACCUGAAGAAAGGGAAAUCUAUGAUUUGAUCUAUGAUUCAAACGCGGAGAGAGCCGAGUGGUUUAAUCUUAUCAGGAACAAAGACAUUGAGAUUAUGGAGAGAAAAGCCGAGAAGCAUGCUGAUUCUGGGAACAAGAAACGAAAUCAUACACAGAUUGCGAUUGGUGAUCUGGUUCUCUCAAAAGACUUCAGACAAGUUGGCUCGAGGAUUUGGAGUCUACCACAACAGAUCGUUUCUAUGAGUGAGCUAGGGUAUAAUGCGAGAGUGAAGGACAUUGAGUCAGGGAAGAUACAAACGAGACAUCUUACACACUUGAGGAAGAUAAACAGACCAUCCACCCCUGGACAAUUUAGCUCGUGGCUAAGAGAAUAUCAAGGCAGUGGUUUUUCUUUAUCACGUGAGGACCUUUUGGAAAAUAUGUGUCCACCGGAGAGUCGUUUCGAUUCACCGAUAAUGAGCCCGCGGGGCAUCCCCAGCUCAGAUCCGAAUGACACAGAAGACAGUGGUACGAUAGUAUUAAUAGGUGAUUCUCCUUUCAGUAAUAUCGGCUCUCCUAAUACCGCUGUUGACCCUAGCACCAAUGAUUUUGUGAGUCAGAAUUCGCACAACGCCGAACGGAUUCGUAGCACUUUUCGUUAUGAACCAGUAGAAUGGAUUGAUGAAUGA
Messenger RNA from Gregarina niphandrodes, 1455 nucleotides. RefSeq names its product integrase core domain protein. Bases 1 to 1455 code for a protein of 484 amino acids. The transcript has a single exon. The record is from RefSeq and is a predicted model, not a curated record. NCBI's taxonomy places the organism in Eukaryota, Apicomplexa, Conoidasida, Eugregarinorida, Gregarinidae. Gene Ontology annotation, molecular function: nucleic acid binding. Gene Ontology annotation, biological process: DNA integration.